GUCGUGAUCUCAACAAACAAUUGGAGAAUUGGCUCAAUGCCGCAGAACUUACCCAUGGACCUGCCCGGGCAAUUAUAGCUCCACAUGCAGGAUAUUCAUACUGUGGAGCUUGCAGUGCCUUUGCCUAUCGUCAGAUCAGCCCUGUUGUAGUUCAACGAAUAUUCAUUCUCGGGCCAUCCCAUAACGUACGUCUCCCUGGAUGCGCCUUAUCGACUGUACAGAAGUAUCGGACACCGCUCUACGAUCUCCAAAUCGAUUCUCAAGUGUAUGCUGAAUUGGACGCGACCGGCCACUUUGAGCGUAUGAAUAUAGACGUGGAUGAAGAAGAGCAUAGUAUUGAAAUGCAUCUUCCUUACAUUGCCAAAGUUAUGCAAGACUACAAGGACUCGUUCACCAUAAUUCCAGUGCUGGUCGGAUCACUGAGUGCCGAUCGAGAGGCUCUCUACGGCCGCAUUUUCGCCAGAUAUCUGGCCGAUCCUAAAUCUGUUCAUCUAUCAUCGGACUUCUGUCACUGGGGCCAACGGUUCCGCGACACUUUCUACGAUAACUCCUGGGGCGAAAUCUACCAAUCA
Nilaparvata lugens (brown planthopper) is the source of this 572-nucleotide messenger RNA. Its product is annotated as protein MEMO1. NCBI's taxonomy places the organism in Eukaryota, Metazoa, Arthropoda, Insecta, Hemiptera, Delphacidae. The record is from RefSeq and is a predicted model, not a curated record.